AUGGCUCUAGUUAAAAUCCUACUUUUGGCGUGCAUUUUAGGACUAGCCUUCUUACAGGAAGAUUCCAGAGGGCUUAUCACUAAGAAAAUGAUUAGUAAAGAAACAUUGACUUUGCAAGAGAACGAAAAGCAGACGGUCUUGCUUCCUCUAGAUGAUCUGGGAUUGGGGAAUUCUACAGGCGUAUCUGAAAGACAUGCUAUCAUCGUUGAGAUUAAGUCUCUCCCAAAUGAACCAUCCUCUGUUAAAAUGAAUAAUGUGAUUGAUGUUAAAGCAAGGAUGAAUGCUCCAGGUCAUUUGGAUGAGUUUAUCAACAUUAAGGAUACUUUUCCCCCCUUAAAAGAUAAGAAAGAGGGCAAUAUGAUUUAUCACUAUGUCGUAUAUGAUCUAUGCUACCUCUCUCACCAAAUAAAAGUGAUUCCAAGUAUUGAGCUUGAAUUUGAAUCUCUUGAUGGAGUAGUUAAGAGCGAGUACAUUGCCAAAGUUGUUGAAUUCAAAAACCUUAAAAUUAACUGUGUUGAUCCUCAAAGUGACUGGUUCUUACCAAGAGAAGAUCAUGCUAGCUGUCAAACCUGGGAUCAGAAGGUUUGGGUUUAUGGAGGAAGGAGAAACAUUGAUGAUCAAGUGGUCCCCAUGGGAGACAUUAUGAAAUUCGAUUCCAAGCUAAACAGGUGGUUUAAAGCAAAGGAAAAUUCAAGUAUAAAACCAAAACCCAGAUAUGCCCACUCAAUGUUUUGCUACUUCAACUAUCUCAUUAUCUUCGGAGGAAUGUCUUACAGUGGAGAGAUCUUAGGCGAUCUAUGGGUUUAUGAUAUCGUCAAAGAGACAUGGAUAUCAGUUAUGGAUAUUAAUAACGUUCUCGAUCUCCAAAUACAGAAUAUCACAGGAUUCAUUCCAGAAGCAAGAGCCUAUGCAUCUUCAAUCAUGAUGAAGGUACUAGGGGCUGGAUACCUUGUUGGAGGAAAGAACAGAGAAGGCUUCGCAUGCGAUCUCUGGGCACUCAAGGUUGACAAAGUUAUCCAACACAUUGAAGAUCCUGAAUCAGUCAGUAUAGAAAAUUUCUGGGUCCAAAAAGAUUUCAACCAGGAGAUGAAAGAGUUCUGUAGAUUUGGUCAUUCAGUUGCUGAAGUAACCAACACUACAUUUUUGAUAUAUGGAGGAAUUGACCAAAACUCUGAUGUCAUCUCAUACCCUGUCUUGUACAAUGUGGUUGACCAGACAAGCACACAAUUAGACGAAAGAGGGUUUAAGGGUGGCCCAAUGAAGAGGAACAAACCUGCUCUUCUAUCCACAGGCAACAAGAUGGUCAUCAUGUAUGGAGGCGUCGAUCCUGAGAGGAAGGGAUACCUCACAGACCUUUGGCAUUUGAAGAUUGAUGACAGCAGCGUUAUCUACGAAAAAGUAGAAUAUGAAACCAAAGGAACAGCCUAUAUGGUCUCAUGGAGGACAGGAUUUACAAUGGAAUAUCUUAGAGGCAUAAAUGAUCCACAUUUAAUAGGUGGAUCCUUUGGAAACAACCAGCAAUCUCAGGCCUUGAUUUCCAUCCCAGAGCAAGAAUGAGCUAAUAAAAAUGAGUUUGAUACCACGACCUGUUCACCAUGCCCAAAAGGAAGUGUUUACAGUCCUAAAAUCCAAGAAUGUAGAUGGUGUGAGCAGUAUGAAUACUUUGAGGAAAAUUUUGAUGACUAUUUCAAAUCGGUCUGUAUGCCUUGCCCAAGAGGACUCAUUGGAGGAAAUUACAGAAGCUGUGUUCCCUGAGCAGGUGGAUACGUCUUUGAUGUCAAAGUAAAAUCUCAUUGUAGAGAAUGCACACAGGAUGAAGUCUGUCCUUUAGGAACCAAGUAUGCGUUUGAGAGAAAACAAUUCAAUGAGCUUUUGAAUGAUGUUAAGAUCAACAAUGUUCCAAAAAUCAUGGAUACAUAUGAUGUUAGCGUUGAUCAUACUGCUACUUAUAUAGUCCUAAUUCUGGUUUUCCUGACUCUUAUCUUCUCAAUAUUGAUUGCAAUUACUCUUACUGGCUGUAAAGAGAGAUUUAUGUUUAUUUUCAGAGAGAUUGACAGUCUUGCUAUAACUGGUGGAAGAAGAAAGAAAGUCGUUGGAGGUAUUCUAAUGAUAUUCUUUUUGCUCUAUCUUUCUCUUAUCUUUGCAGGGUAUAUAAUCAGUUUCCUCGUAUAUAAUGAAAGAAGGGAAAGCUCUGAAACUCAGAGUCCCUUUUUACAGAAAGAAAUGCCAACUUCAUUCGAGAUUGAAAUCCAAGCUUAUGGAAGUAAGGUAAAAGAGUCAAACACCCCAUUUUUGAUCUAUGAUGCUACUAAAAAUGAAGAUCCAGAUCCAAACCCUGACGAUCUAUGUGAGAAGUACAAACAAGAGAUCGACCUUCACAAUACUGCUUCUGAUAUGAUCAAGUUCUCUUCCUAUUUCAGGGGUGCGAAAGUAGGCUCCUUUAAAUGUGAACGUAACAGACUGAACGAUUUCACUGAUGAGUAUAACCUAAAAAUUGGGUUUAAAGAUAUUCCAAAAGGUGACAUUAAAGACCAGAUAAUUUACAUCUCUCUGAAAUCUGACUACUCUUAUGCAUUCCAUUUCUUCAGAUGGAAAUUUACCUCAGUGUGGAAAUAUGGAUUUGAAGACUACCCGACUGCUUUCUCAGAAAUUGAGGGUGUGAUGACUCCACAAAAGAUGUUGGACUCAAAUAAGAACAUCACUAAGGCAUUCAAAGGACCUGAGCCUACCUCUCUGCAUAUGUCUCUUAUCCCGACCCACUAUGUCAACGAGAUCGAGGGAAAGAAUCACAAGGGUUACAGAGUUCAGCUCAAUGAGUUUUCCAGAGGAAGUACUGUUAAUAAGAGGAAUCUUGUCAACCGCUAUAUUGCUGGAGGAAGAGAUCUCCAAGGUCUCAACAUCCAGUUUAUAGUGAACAGCUCUGAUAGAUUCUAUCAGGUCAGGAUCCAGAGGAUCAAGAGCAUUCUCGAAGUAAUAGCUUACAUGCUUGGGUUCCUUGCUGGUUUCAUUAUCAUUGUCAGAGCAGCCAAGUACUACCUUCUUAGAGAGACUUACUUCCUUGAAAUCGAGAAACAGUGCGAGCAGUACUAUGGAAGACAUGAUGAGCUCAAAUAUGAAGAAGAGGAUGAUGUCACUAAUAUUGAACUCAUGAGGCUUGAGAGAACUCGUCAUAGAAAUCGUAUCUCUGAUGAAUCCCGAGUCUUAAACACUUCCUCAGAAGGAGUCAACAGAGAUUCAAUGGCACAUAAGGAUGAAGACGAGUUCAAUGAAGAUGAUGAAAAUGACCUGAAAAAGUUAGCGAUCUAAAGUAAUUCAGUCUAUUAUUAAUUAAA
Messenger RNA from Moneuplotes crassus, 3332 nucleotides. NCBI's taxonomy places the organism in Eukaryota, Ciliophora, Spirotrichea, Euplotida, Euplotidae. The record is from the annotation of a GenBank genome assembly.